This is a messenger RNA of Chara braunii, 16046 nucleotides long. The record is from the annotation of a GenBank genome assembly. NCBI's taxonomy places the organism in Eukaryota, Viridiplantae, Streptophyta, Charophyceae, Charales, Characeae.
GACAGGAAGGGUGCGUGGAUAUAUUGCCAUCAAGCAGCGGAAGGGAGCGAAAAAGAAUGUGGAUGGAUGGCAACAGGAGGGCUGGGAACGACCGGUACACGAGAGACGCGCAGGUGUUGGUCCUCCGUGGGAACUGAGGGAGGAGAGGCUGAUCAGUGACCAAGGAGGUUGGGGUCAGUGGCAGGGAGAAGGUGGCAGGGAUGGAAAUGCGGGCAGGAGAACGAAGAGACAUGUGGGGCAAUGGGUAUCAUCUCUCGCUCUCUGUUGGACUUACGGCUUCCAGUAGCGCGGGCAGCUGGGCAGCUACUGGUGGGGCAGCAUUUGGCGGUGUGCAAUCUAUUGCAGGUUCAAGAGAGGCGGGAGGAGGGCCGUCUUCUUAUCAUCAGGCAAAUGCGCUUCGGAGUUCUGCGGAUGCAAUCGUACACCGUGGUGCUGAGACUGGAACGAUGGAGAGGAUCGCUGGUGGGCUUGGUGCUUCUGGUUUCUCUCAUGCGCCUCCACCUCCUCCUCCUCCUCUUCGACCCUUUCCUCCUCCUCCACCUCUUACUGUUUCUGGAAGAGAAGGAGGAGGAGGAGGAGGAAGAGCAGAAUCCUUUCUGGGGAAUUUCGUGCCCCCCCCUGAGCCGCAUUCGCUGCCCGCGCACCUAUCCCAUAAUGGACCAGUCUUUGCUACAGACUUCCGAAGAUUAGGCGGCGAGGAGGGAGGUAGCGGGGUCGUGGGCAGAGGAACGCCAGAGGGUGGAGAAGGAAAUGACGGACGGCGAGAAAUGACAUUUGACCGCGGCCAUGGGCAUACGGUGCGGCCUUCCCUGGCCAGUGGUGCGCAAUCUGGACUGCUCUCGUCGCAUACUGCGCUGAAUGGGGGGGGUAAUAUGGCAAUCACAGCCAAUUAUGGUAGCGCGAGAACUCUUGGAAGUGGGGUCGGAAUAUUAGCGUCAUCUGGCAAUGGGUUACGCCCAUCACCCGGACCAUCACCCUCAUCUGGUGUGGCAGUAACGGAGAUGAGGAGUACGCUGGACCCGACGUCCACGGAUGGAUGUUUUGGAACCAGGGAGCAGCAGGGAGAACGCGCACUUGCUUAUCCCAGGUACUCUUUGACGCGAUCGGUAGUGCCUCCGCCCCCUGAGCUGCCACCUCGACUGCCUGCUCCAUCCGCAGGGCCUCCUCGUCCUCCUCCUCCUCCCCCCCCCCCUCCUCCCCCUCCUCCUCCUCCUCCUCCUGCUGGUGUAUCGCCACGCAAUGGUCCGCCACCACCUGUGUUAUCUACACCUCCCAUUGCUUCGCCAAGGUUACAUACGCCGGUACCACCGCCCCCAGAACCGCGACUGUCCGCCGCCGCGAUGAGUGAGAGGAGGGAGUCGGGCUUAACGACGGCGAGUGGUGGUUUCGAUGGUGGGACGGCGGCCUAUAGAGCAGGAGGGAGAGGGGUGGGUGGAGGAGGAGGAGGGAUGACAGCAGCAGGCGGAUUAUUUUACACUGGAAAGGGUUUGCCGUCUUCUGGGCCUCCUCCUCCUCCUCCUCCUCCGCCCCCUCCUCCUCCUCCUCCUCCUCCUCCUCCUCGUCGUCCUCCCCCGCCUCCAUCCCAUUCUCUCGAAUCUUCGUCAGCCCGCGGUCCUAUGAACGAAGCUAAGGAUAUGACGGGGGCGCCGUUUGAUUGUGGGCCGACGUUUCGGAGUCUUGCUGGAGGAGGAGGUGGGGGUCAUGACAGAACCUCUCAAAUGAAAUCAUCAGUGCCCGGGUGGAGUGCAGGUGGAGGAGGGUGUUUGUCGUCUUCGAUGGCAUCUUCAUCCUCGUUAAUGAGCGACUCCUUGAGUUCUCGUCCACGUGAAGAAGGGAGCACGACGACAUGGCUUCUGCCUAGCAGUGGUGGAAGGUUGAUGGCAUCAUCAGAGACCCUGAUGCCGAGUUCGCCACAGCUUUCGUCGGCCCAUCAGCGACUUCUGGGCGAUUGUUGGGCAGUUGGAGGGGGGACCUCUAGACCAGCCGCCGCCGAUUCCUCAACUUUUGAUCUAAUUGGUACAAGCGGCAUUGCCCAUGAGCAGCCUUUCCAGGACUCACUAAAUCUGAGGCCCGGAGCAAGAUCGUCGUUCUCGAGGGUAUCUCGCGGAACCCAUUCUCCUCUUCCUCCUCCUCCUCCUCCCUCGGCGGUGGAAUCUUCGGAGGAGCGGCUGUCUUCUGCUAUUGCGAUCGGGGAUAUCUCGACCAAGCUUCACGAUGCAGUCUCGGCGGCGAACAUCAGCGAGAGGGAUGGGGCUCGGUGCGGCCUAAGAGCAGGGGAACGGAGUCUGGUUGGCGGAGAUGGGUUUAAGUACGAGAACCAGGUGGAGGAAAGGCGUGAGGCGGCGAUCGAUAAGGACGGGUUGUUACGUAAUCGGGAGGCGCAUUGGUUUUCGUCUCGUCCCGAAGGCGGUGGUGGUGGACUCGACCUUGGCAGCACCAUCUCCAAUCUAUCCGACGGACGAGGCUGGCGAGGAGAAAUGUACGGAGGAGCAGGCUGUCAAAAUGCGUCUUUCUGCGAUGACAGACCUCGCGACAUGAGACUGACCAACCCGAUCAUGGAGCCCGGUGAUGCGGUUAAACUGGGGGCUAGCGAGAGAGGUUACUGCGGCGAAGUCGGAUCUGCCAUCGCUCCCUCAGCGGGAGGCAGAGGAGGAGGGUUGGCGGGCUCGAUGACAAAUUUGUCCACCGAUCGUGACCUGGCAGCUGCGGCAGCAGCGUCGGCAGUGACUUCAGGAAACGCACACGAGAGAUACUGUGGCAGCGGAGGGGAUGCCAGCUUGCUGCAAAGUCGAACGGGCACGACGUCGCUGACCGGCAUGGACUGCGGGAGUAGUAUCCUUCGAUACUGUGGAAGAACGGCGGCCGAGAGGACGACGACAAAUCAUAUUGGGGGAUUUGGUGAAUCGCAGGUAGACGUGAAGAAUUCGGACCUAAGGAACAACAUCGGGAAUGCUGGUCGUAAUGUCCCAGAUGAUGAGUCUGAGCGUAGAGGAGGAAAUCGUCCGUAUUCUUAUGGUGGGGUUGGGUUCAGCAACCUGAGCGAUGGAGGUUUUGGGUAUGGCAAACAUAGAGGGGGGAGUGUUUAUGACAAAGAGGGGAAGGGGGGGGAAGUCUCGUACAGGGAGGGGGGGGAGAAUGAACUUCGCCGUUGCGCGCCAGAGGAACAUCUCCAUCAUCGGUACAGUUCCCCUGGGACAGGGGGCUAUAUGAAGGAGGUGGAAUCUGAUCAAGGGAAAAUGACCGGCGAACUUCUGCCGCCGCCGCGGUUCAAUGUUUAUGUGGAAAACGGAUAUGUUCCAUCAUCAUCGAGAGUCGCCAAGGGGAUGUCGGAAUUGGAUGACAAAGGCGAGACUGCUGCAGGCACUGCUGCUGAUAAAAGGGGUGAGGAUGGGUAUGGGCGCGUUGGAGCUAGAAGGGGACCGGAUGGACAUUCAUCCGCGUAUAGUGGCAGCAUGUUCGACGAAUCUCAGCGAUCCCGUGGGAAUUCCAUUGCUGGUUUGGGUGACGGUAAGUGGGACCAAGGCGGGAACGAGGUGAGGGAUGGAUAUGGACAACGGGGUGUGGAGGGGGUCGUGGGGGGUUACGAUGCGGGCAAGGUCGCGUAUCCAUCUUCGAAUCGACCAGAGCAGUACCAUCACCAUGUGAGCAACGCGAACGAGUAUUAUGGCAGCGGUGGGGAGAAGGUGGUGGGUUUUAAAAGUGGCGGCACGGAUCGGCGCCAUGAUCCUCGUCAUCAUGGGCUGGAUGAGACGGUGAGGGCUUCUGGGUAUCAUCGCGGAUUGGCUAGGUCGGCGGGUGAGGUGGGGAGCGUUGGUAACGGAGGAGGAGGAGGAGGAGGAACAGGAAGCAAUGUCCGACAUGAUGAUGAGGCGGCGGUCAGGUUUCGGUAUGGUUUGGCGGGAAUGGGCACGUCAGGAGUGGGUGGAGGCGGGAAGGAGGACGUGUUCCCUGGGGAGCAAGGCAGGAUGAGGAGCGGCGGCGGCAACGCUGUCGAGGUCGGGCGGCUGACCGCAGACUUGGAUGGCCGGUAUCUGGCCGAGAGCCGCGACAUUGGUGGUGGGCAUGGUGGCAAGAACGAGGACGGCGGGCCAAGUUGGUAUGGGUCUCAGCGAAAUGGUGGGUGUGCAGUCGGAGGGGAGGGUGUUUCUCCUGGUGGGGGCGCCGGUCGAGGAGGGUUUCCUCCUCGACCUGGUAGGGAGCCGGUGGACUCCUUCGCUGAGCUCUGCAAUGGUAGCAUCGCCGAGGCUGGGCGGCAACACGGAAAUGGUUACAGGGGAACUGCAGGAGUGGGGUUGGCGCCAGACAGGGACACAACCGGCUACGAAGAUGGCAGUGGGGGUGUGCGGAUGACGAUGACCUUAACAGCUCAUGGUGAGAUGAGAGACAUAGAUAGAGGGAGGACCGCGGAGAGAAGUUGGCUGGGGCUGGAACCGAGCCAAAGCCCGAGGAGCGAGUUCAUCGCGAGGAGAGGAAUGGUGGGGGAACGAGAAGGGAGAGCAGUGGAUCGACGAGGAGAUCCCUGGGCAGUAGAGAUGCAGUCAUCGGCUGGUAUAUGGAGGGAGGUGGGGCGGGUGGCGGAGGCAGCGGAAUGGGGAAGAAGCGGGAGUAGCCCGCUUCAUAUGCGAAACACUAUGCUGAUGACGAGUGAUGGAGGAGGUGGAAGAGUGGAAGGGGAAAGAAAAGACGUUUCCCGCCGAAGAAGCCGAAGUAGGAGCAGGGAAAGGAGGUACGGAGGGCACAGCGACGGCGAGAGUGGUGGGGGUGGGGGAGGAACGAGGGAGAGCAGACGGCGAUGGAGCGGGAGUGCGGGCAGCGGCGGUGAGUGGCACUGGAGCGAUCGGGCAAGGCACCAAGGCGCGGCGGGAGGGGAGGGGGGAGGAGAAAUGCCGUCGAAUGCCUUCAACAGGAAAAUGAACAGGAGCCGCAGCCGAAGCAGGAGCUUGGAAAUUCUGGGCUCGAUAUCGCCGGGGAGAAAAACAUGGAUGGAGAGGGAGAGAGAGAGAGAGCUGGACCAUGUGAAAAGAACCGAGUGUCCCUCCUCCCCUCGACCUCCGGCCAAGGAUGGCGGGCUGACUUUUACUUCGCCGGAUACCGUGAGUGGAAGGUCAAAGGCGGACGCCGCUUUUGCCUCAGCGGCUAACGAUGGCAACAAAUCGUGGAACACGACGAGGAGGGAGAUUGCGAUGGAGGAGGAGGAAGGUGGUCGUAGAACAGGAUGCGACGCGACGGGGACCGCGGAAAGAUGGGGGGACGGAGGGGAUGUCCACAACCGCCACCGCUUUGCGAAGGCGGAUCGGUACGGUUGGAACGGAGCUGACGUCAAUAGGAAUUGGACUGCAUCGGCAGGGCAGGGAGGGUGGCAACGCCAGCAGCGAGAUAGACUUGUGUUGGCUGGGAGGAAAGGUGAGCAGGAAGGGUUCGGUCGGGAGCCAGUGUUUGGUAAAGCGACCUCGGUGGGCGGCGGCUUUGAUCGCGAACGUUCCUCCUUGGAUAUCGGCAGCGGCAGAAAGUUUGGAGGCGGCAUGGAUGCAGGAGGUAGAGGAGGGAGAGGAGGCAGAGGAGGGAGAGGAGGAGGUAGGGGAGGUGGAGAUUAUCAUCAGGGAAAGAAGGGGGCGGACGGCGGAGGUCAAUUCAAUUCCGGUGUGGGGGAUGGGAAAAAGAUGCUUGUGAUCGGUCCACGACCUAAAGCAAGUGGUGCUGACCAGGUGGGCGAGAAAAAGGAGGCGGCGAAGGACUCAAGGACGGACAAAGACGACCAGGAGAGCGGGGAAAACGAGGGCUCCAGGAAUGUCGAAGUGGUUGGUGGCGACGAGCGUGCAGCAAAGGACAAGUCAGGCAAAGUCAACUCGGUCGCCGGUGACGCGAAGGGAUCAUCGUUCCAGGAAGCCGGCAGGGCCAGCCCGUCGGGAAAGGAGGGUGGUAGGAAUUGUGCGCCACAACUUGGCAAGCAGGGAAGAAGCUGGACGGGUGUCUGGCCUCUGGUGAAGGACAGGGUCAAUGAUCAUGGAGGGGUAAGGCAUGACCGGGAAGCGAUGGCAGUGGCACACAAAGAGGGCCAGAGGGGUACAGCAACAGCUCCGGUGGACGUCGACGCAGAUGACAAGCAGCGCGAGCAAAAGAUUUCCUCGACUUCGAAAAGCAGCAGCGGUGGUGGUGGUGCUGUUCGUGGUAGUGGUUUUGCAGGGGUCGUAUCUGGAUGUGAUGGCGGUCAGAUGCAGCAGCGGAGUAGAGGAUCAUCACCAGGCUCAGCGGCGGCACAGGCAGCGUCAUCAUCAGGCGCACCGCUUUCGCGACCGGUCGUGGAAUCCGGGGGAGGAGGAAGCGGUGGCGGUAAGAGGCGGGGAACCCGUGAGAGGAGCGCGGGGGGGAGUCUAUUGCCCCCGUCGCGUUUGGAACUCACCUUGAAGCCACCACGUCGCCCUACUCCGGCAGCUGUCUCUCUGCUAGAUGCAUGCAGCACAGAUCAACCGCUGGAAUUGACUCUCAGCCGACAGCCUAAGCCCAAUUCCCAGCAGCCUAAGGUCACCACCUCCCAGGCAGAACUCGUGACUCCUCAAGCCAGCGCGCCUUUUUCCUUGGGAAGAGACCAGAAGGUAGGAGGCGUGUUUACCAAGGCGAAGAUGAAACCGGGAGCGGCACCUGAUUCCGCGAGUUUGACUGCGGAAGGCUCAACACCUCCGGCUCUAGAUCUUCGAUUAGAUGUGCGACCUCGUGAAGAAGGCGCGAGGCCCGUCUCGCCAUCGACCGUGAUUCUGAACUUGAAGUUGCCUUCGCCUGACAGGGUGGAAGAUGAGGAAGCAGGGAAGAAGGGGCCAGUGGAGUUGGGACUGGAGGCGAAUGUCGCAGAUGGUCUGAUCGCCGAAGGGGUGAGGAAGAGCGGAGAGGAAGAUGGGAGUCCUCGGCAAGUGGGCGGGGGUGGGGCAGCACAGGGGACGGGAAGGGUGUUUGAGAGUGGCACUAGGUCAACGUCGCCUGCUUCCCGAUACAGGAGGAACACAGCAGAGAUGGUGCGUCCAGAGAGCGUGGGGCGGAAGGGAGAGGCGGGUAGACAGCAGGGGGGGGGUCUGGGCUUGGGGCGAGGGGAGGCAGGAAGAGGGGGUGGAGCGGGUGGGAAGGGGGGUAGCGACAAGAACGAAACAUCGCAGUCCAGCGGUAAGGUGGUGAUAUCGUCGCCGGUCGUCGAUGCCGGUGGAGGCGUGCAUUUGAGCCUCGCGACGAAAAGUCGAAAGCUUGACAAGUCAGGGAGUGCCCUUCUGCGGAAGGAAGAGUUGGGAGGUGAAGGCCUUAGCUUGGGGCGACCAGGCGGAGGGCACGGGGGCAAGGCAAGGAAGACGAGGAUCAUGACCGAAGAUGUGGCCGCCGAUUUGAGCCUUGCUCAUGGAGAUCAAGAACCGCCGCAAAACCUUGUCGCUGGAGAAGGGGUUGCACGAGAGGGAUGCAUAGCUAGUGGGCGACGGAAGGACGUGAACUUGGCGGAAGGAGGGCGUGGAGGUAAGGGCGGUGUAGGAAUAGGAAAGAAGAAGGGGGCGUCGUCGUCGUCGUCGUCGCGCAAAGCAGCAGCAGCGGCAGAGAUGACAGAGGAUGCAGCUGAGGCGGCGGGGGUGGAUUUGACCUUGACGUCCAGGAAUCGAGUGUCACCGGCGAGAGGGGGUGGGAAGGCUACGAAGGGAAGUCGAACUGUGGCGCCCGCCCCCCCUGGAGACGACGAAGCUGUCCUCACGCUGGGAAGACCCAGGAUGAAAAAGGAGGUGGGCCACCCUGCUAUUGCAGAUUUCCUUAGGCGGGGGCUGAGUGGAAAUGCGUGCGAUAGUGUGGUCGUGAAUGGCGAGGAAGAACAGGAGAGGGAUGGCGUGCUUUCACAACAACAGUCCAAUGGUGGCAAUCCGAGAGUCGAUGCAGGUGUUAUGCUCGGUGCGACCGAGCCUUCGCCCCGGAUGGAGAGUGGGCCUGAGAAGGGGGGAGCAGCGGAGGGCGUAGGCGAUUCAAGGGAGGAGGGCGUCAAAGGGACGAAGCCAAAGGCGAUGAUGGCAGGCAGGGGAAGAGGAAAAUCUGGCGCCGGCAGAGGUAGGGGUGGGCCAAGGAAGAAGAAAGACUUUUCGAGCCUCGGAGAGGCGGCAACCACUGUUGUUAAUCGGAACCAGGGGUCGGAGGAGGAGAUGAUGGUAGGAGAUGGGCGGGCAUAUGCCUCAGCGGAUGAAAAUGCGGGAGGUGCAAAGAAGAAGAGAGUUAGGAAACGAAAGCCAGUGGCGCCGACAAUCGGGAUAGUGGAGGCCGUGCAGGAGGAAGAUACGGUCACGAGGGAGGGGAAGUCGACGGUAGGCAAAGAGGAGGGGAAAAGGACAGAGGGAGGAGCCCAAGCGAGGGACGGUGAGGGAUUUGCAGGAGGAGAAGAGGCAGAGAUGGAGGGCAAGGGGGUUGCCAUGCAGGGUGAGUUGCCUUCUACGGAAGUCGAGGAUGGCAAGGCCAUCCAGCUAGGAGGAAGGAGUGAGGAGCACGGGGCUGUAUCAAGGUACAAACGUCGGGGAGGGGCAGAGUAUACUAGUAACAAGAGCUACGAGCAGCGGCAUGUCACGAAUCAAAAGGGUCGUCAAGGGGAUGUGGAGCACACAGAGGUGACUGCAGAAGAGACAGAAUCUCACGCAGGGGACCAAGGCCCAAGGGAGCCUGAUUGUUUCUCGCACGAAGUCAGAUCUGCCGGAGAUGAUUGCCAAAUCGAUGCCGCGGCUUAUCGUUCGGGAGGAGGGGGACAGUUCUUGGAGAAAGAUGGAGAGGAGGGUGCAGACCAUCAUACGAAACAUGGCUGGGAUCGUCGAGGCGAUGUACUAGUUGAAGGGAAACGAAGAAGCCUGAGAGGCAAAGAGGAGGGGAGGAAGGGGCAGUGUGGGAGAGGCGAUCAAGGAGUUGUUGAGGGGGGUGGAGGACGGCAAGAUGUCCAGACGGGUAGAGAAUGGGAGGUGGUAGCAGGUCAGGCGGGUGUGCAGUGCAUUGCCAUGGAUGAUCAGGCAGUUGUAGACAGGAAUCGGGCAGAGUGCUCGGGUGGGCCAGAGGGGGAGGGAGUAACUGUUGGAGAUAUGCAACGGAACGGACUCGGAAUAUCGGUUGUAAUGGUGGUUGGGGCCAAGAAGAAUGAGGAGGUUGGCGAAGGAGAGGACAGGCGUUGGAAGGGGGAGAGCGAGGAAGGAGCAGCCGAUUCUGACAGACAGCCGAAGGCGGGUGCAGUCGAGGAAGCGCCUGAGCAUGGGGAGGGCAAAAAGAAGAGAGGCAGAAAGAAGGUCGAGAAGAAAGGUGACAAGAUGGGGGAGGAGCAUGGAGAGUACAAGGGGGGAAAUAAGAAUGUCGGGAAGAGGAAGGGAGAGAUGAAGAGAAGGCGACAGCAAGCCCAGGUUGACGAUGGGGUCAGAGUGCUGCAAGGUCCGCUGGAAACAGGAGAGAUUGUUGACGGGGUUCGACUGCAAGAUCCGGUGGAAGCUGAAGAGAUUGUCUUUUUAUCAGAGGUGGUGAGGAACACGGUCAGUGGAGACGAAGGAAGGUUGAAGAAUGGACGCACAUCGGGUUUGAAGCCAGUGAUGGAAGAUGGAACGAAGAAGAGGGGAACGCGGAAGGUGUGGGGUAACACUCGGGGGGGGAAAGCAGAUCUGCGGGCCGGGAUGGCAGGAAGAGGGCUUGGUAGAGGGGGUGUUUGGAAAAAUCGCCCUUUGAAGAAGGGCAGGAAUGCCAGACGCGACCUGGAUGACUCAGUCAAGGACGACGGAGUGGAAGAGGGGAUUCCCUCUGAGAAUGAGAAGCAAGGGCUGCACCUUAGCGAGAAUAUUCGUGGAAUACAACAUGGUCGUCUUGUUGUUCCCGUGAUUGACAACGACGGUUCUGACCCUGUGGUAUCGCUGGACAAGGAAUGUAGCAAGUCGGAGACUGUGGGUUUACUGGGGCAGGAAGCCAGUAAGCUUACGCCCGUGCCUCGAUCGGAGCAGGAACGCAGUGAGUUGGAGCCUGUGGUUUUGCUGGACCAGGAACGGAGUAUGUCCGAGCCCGAGGUGUCAUUGGAGCCCGUGGUUUUGUUGGAACAGGACGGUAGCAAGUCGGAGGGCGAUGGUACAAAGGUGGAGGUUGGCUGCGGAGAUGCAUCUGAGAAGCAGGAGGAUAUGGGAGCAAAUGGAAACAGGGUGGAGAGGGGUUGGCAACGGAAGCAGGGGGAGAACGAAGUAGACACCACGACCGCAAAGGAAGAGGAGGAUACGAACAAGAACAAGAGCAUCGCUCGUGCUCGAGGAAAGGAAAAAAGGAAAGGUGCUAGGAUCCACGGGCGACUGAUGGAGCUGAAGGGUAAAAAAGACGAGAUGUGUGGGGAGGGAGGGGUUGCAGAUCUCGGAGAAGCAACAGCCGCGCAUGGGAGGCUUUCGGAAAACACUUCUCACGGGGAUCAAGACGACAUACAGCAAGGAGAAGAACUGCCAACUCGGCAGCUUCUAGCGAGGCCAGGGACGGAUGGCAUGCCCAAGGGGAGGGGUGUAGGGCGAGGAGGACGUGUGAGCGAGCAACGUGGGUCUGCCAAGGCUGGAAAAGGCAGAGGCAGAGGGAGACACAUGAAAGGUGUUUUACCCGGUGACGCUCAGUGCAGCGUGGUAAAUUUGGAAAAAUUUGUCGAAGUGACUGAGGCCGGACCGAGCUCAAGCAUGAUGUCCUGCUUCUUUUGUGGAGAAGGCCCUUCACUCGAUCGCGGGGAGUGGCAUGCUUGCUGCUGUGGGGCUCCUGUCACUGAGUGUGAUUGCAGCUUGGUCAAGAGAAGGGAAUUCGCACUCAAGUGGGGCCAGCAUGUCCAGUGGCGGCGAAAGAAGAAGAAGAUGGAUGGAAAGGAAGUUGGAGUACAGCUGAAAUCCGAUCCGGGGCUAUUUUUCCCUGGGAAGGAUGUGGCAGACAGGGAUUUAGAUCGGCACAUAGUUGUGCACAGGCUUUGUGGAGAGUACUCGCCACAAGUCUACAUGGAGGAUUCUGCACUGGUGAAUCUUACUCAAUGCAUGAAGUUGAGUUUGGCACAGAAAUGUACUGAAUGCAAGAAGACAGGUGCAACGCUGGGCUGUAGGGUCAAGAAAUGCCGCAAGGUGGCACAUUACUGGUGUGCACGUAAAGGACACUGGAGAACUUUCGAUUUUCUUAAGGUGAUGUUAGUGGCAUGUCCUGAACACUACCACGUGCCCGAGCAAGUGGAAUCAGCGCAGAAGAGGUCAGCCACAUCUGUUUUCCAGGAGAUAGUUCAUUGCAUAAUCAAACCCUCUGAUGGCCUCGCAGAAGCAGCCAAUGAUCCACCUCCUUUGGAGGAUCAAAGUCAGCCCAAGGGUGGACCUGAAAAUGAUCUCGUGACUGGUGCGGCAGGUGUGCAGAGAGAAAGCGGAUGUGAUGUUGGAGCAGAAUUGGAAGGACAUCAUCUUUUGCUGGGAGAACAGUCCAUUGGUGAACUGGGCCAAGAUGAGGCAGAUGGUGUCAAACGGAAGAGGCCACGCGUUGGAGGGGAUGAGGCUGCUGGACUACAUGGAAAUCUGAUUGAGCACGAGCAGUGCCAAGUAAUGGGUCCAAGUAGCACCUGUGCUGGUGUUGCCACAGAUGUACAAGCAAGCACAUUAUCUGCUCAAACAAUACACGAUAACAAUUCACUUCCAAGUCAGCAAACUGAUUGGGAUGGGAAGCUGAAGAAAGACAGAGCACUAGAUAUAGGAGGGAAAGAUAUGUUUCUGGACUCGUGGAAAUUCUGUGACACAAUUAGUCCCGAAGCAGCACAGUGUGUAAAGGAAAUCAGAGAGCUGUAUAAUAGCCCUGAGUGGGUUCAACAUCGAGUGAGACAAAUCAAAUUUAAAAGCUCGAGGAAGGAAACAUUUUUUAUGAAGAGGUACUUACGCAUCGAGCCAGUGGCUCAUAUAUCGGCAGCUAUGUCUGAGCUUUUUGGCCGUUCUUGGGACUCAGUCCAUCGGGAGUUUGUUGAUUUAUGGUGGAAAGAACAUCAGGAGGUCCAGAGAUGGGAGAAUAGAAUCAUAAAUUGCACACCUGCGCGGAAGAAGCGAAGGAAGGGUUCGAGAAUGCAAGAAGUCUGCUUCGGGGAUUCCAACUCUGAAUCUGAGCGAAGUAGCAACAAAAGGCGGCGCAUAGAAAAUUUGGAUUACGAAAGCUGUGGGGAAUGUGACAAGGUUGGUGAAACUCCGAGUGGCCGAAAACAGUGCACAGAAAACCAAUGUUUGGCCAUACCUCCGAGGUCGAGCAAUGAGCUGCGUGAACUCUGCCCAUGGGGACUGAAAGAUGGGCGGCGAUGGGCAGUAAGCGACCCGAAGUCGUGGAUGCCAUCCCUCUUGGUAGAGUUUUUCGGAGAGGAGGCUGCGGAAGCGCUGGAAGAGGAUCUCAUUGAAGGAAGCCUUGUGCAGAAGCCAGAUGAAAUGGGGGAGUCUUGGGAUCAAUGUAAUCGUGUCGCAGACGUCUGUGCAACUUUAGAAGACUUGAUCGUGAAGUUUCCACUGUCAAGUAGAUGUCCCAUUCAAUCGAUGAAAAAAACGGCCUCUUCCAAAAGAGAACGUCGUAAUGUGGAACAAUCGCGAGACAACCAAACAGUUAUCGCAGAGCAGGCACAGGCGGGGGCCAGCACAGUGCGGGAAGCUGGUCUGGCGAAGGGUGUUCUUGAAGCGAUGCCCUUGACAAGAGCUCUUGAUCACCGUCCAUUGAGGAAACCAAUGAAAGGCAAAUCCGUGUACGCUAUUGGUCGGAAUCUUCUCUGCGAGGACGUAUCACGUGGCCUGGAGUCUGUUCCUGUUCCCUGUACUAAUGAUGUGGAUGAUGACCCUCCACCGCAAGUCGAGUACAUUGUAAAGAGCAGGCGUCCCAAUUCAAUGGAAGACUUCGAACUAUUCUCGAGGGAUGAAUAUUCGUCCUGUGAAGGUUGCCAUCGGUUCAAUCCGGAUGACCCCGACACACCGCUCUCUGUCCAUGUGCGUUGCUUGGAUGUUGAAUCACGGGAGGCCGAUCACCGAGUGGAUUGGAUGGGGUUCUCCAUGCAGGGGCGUCUUAGUUACGACAAGCUCGGCUGCCUCCUGCUGUCUGAGCAGGACAGAGAUAUUGUGGAGUGCAAUGGUGGAUGCAAGUGUGACCCCAGCACGUGUUGGAACCGCGAACUGCAAAAAGGGCUUCGCACUCGUCUAGAACUUUUCAAGACGGAAGAUCGAGGAUGGGGCGUGCGCACCUUAGAAAGGAUACCAAGGGGCAAAUUCAUUGUCGAGUAUGUGGGAGAGCUAUUAACUCAGGCUGAAGCCGAACAGCGAGCACAGGAGUACGAUGCAUUAAGAGUCAGUUGUCUAUUCAACAUAGAUCCACCGGAAGUCGACCUGGAGGAAAUGCUUGUGAUCGAUGGCUUCCAUAUGAGCAAUGUGGCACGGUUCAUCAACCACAGCUGCGAUUGCAACAUUGCCGUUUAUCGGGUGUACGUUGACAUGAUUGAUCGGCGACUAGCGCACCUAGGAAUGUAUGCUGUGAAGGAUAUUGAAGUCGGGGACGAACUAGCAUACGAUUACAAUUAUCAAGGGAAUAACAACCGCCCACGUAGCCGACGGAAAUGCGGAUGUGGGGCGGUUAAAUGCCAGUGCAUCAAGUGUAAAUGUGGGGCUGCAAAUUGCCGUCAAUGGCUAUGGAGGGCUUAAUUCAAAGCCUGUGUGUGGAUAUCUGCUAGAAGCAGCCGCUAUGUAUGAUGGUGGAUAGCAGCAGAGCGAGUUUCUUGGCGGCUAUGGAAUGGCGUAGUGCUGGCAGUGCCUUUGGGGCAUAUGUGAGCAGCAACGAGUGGACGGCAGCGGCUGGGAAGACCUGAUCAAUGUCAUGGCUGCCAUAGCACCGAUGAUGGCUAUGGAGGGCGGAACGGAGUGGAUGGUGGUUAUGCAGCUCAUGAUGUGAGAGCAAACAGCUAGAGGCUGCAUUGUGUCAUGGUCGGCUAUGGAGGCCACGCUCUCUCGCCUGAAAAUUUUGGAUGUGGGGAGGCCUGGAGCGAAGAAACCGAGUGCCUGUUUGAUCAAAGCACCAGUACAUGGCCCCAGCCAAGUUGACAGUCCAAUUGAGCCUCUCCUAAAAUUUUGGAGGCUCGCACGCCAUCGAUUUAAUAAAUCAACAGCGGGCAGCCUCCGAAAGGGUCCCAUGGCGGAUGACUGGCAUGUACUGCUUGAUUAAGCGAGUAACGUCUUUCCAAGCUGACGUGGAUGAUGUUAACUUUGACAGAGCCUAUGCCAUUAGUUGGUCCAUUACACACCUUGAGAAGUUUAGCAGAUGGACUUCUUUCUCACCUCGUCGGGGGGGGGGGGAGAGGGGGAGGGUAGCGAUUUCAAUUGUCGCUGACAAACGUCAAUGAUUAGCACAUGGAAUUUGAACUUCAUUUUUACGACCAUCAGCCCAGUCAUUCUUUUUUUUUUUGCAGAGCUUCUAGAAGGGAAAAGGCAUAUGUGCCAGCCCUGGUUUUGCUGUUUUUCGGUUGGUAGGCAAGAUUCGAAAGGUGGCAUUGCCGAUCUAUUUCUGGCGUAGAUGAGCUUUUGCUGAGCUGCUUUUCUAAAUAACUGAGCUCCGGCUUUCCAUAGCCAGACAGUAGUGAAGAUGUAGAGAAAGAUAGUGGUCACAUGUUGGCCUGCACUAUCCGAUAUCCCUAUUGACCCGAUCUGGCAAUCUUGAAGAGAUGUUGACAUCAGUGGAGCAUGUGCGGAGCUGCUAAUGUCGAAGACUGGGCUUCUGCAUCUAAAAGUAGCCGCCGGCCCGCCGCCGAGUCACCAUGUUAAUAGCCGCCUUCGCGUCAGGUUCUGCCCUCAAUAGGGUACAACUGCAAUAAGGGAAGCUGCAUAGCUUAUGCUGUCAAUUGGUAAUCUUGAAGAACUGCAGUCGACAUCGAGUUAGGCCACAUGUCGACGACUUGAACCCGACUGCGACCUGCAGAGCAAUCUGAAUGACUGGAGGGGUUUAGAGAGCUUAUCAACCAGCCCUCCUGCCGCAAUUGGCCUCUAGUUUUCCAUCUCUGAUCACUUCUGAAGCUGUGGAAGGAAAGUGGAUUAAGCGCUGAUAGUCGAUUCAAGCUUCUCGAGUCUUCCGUCCUGAUGGUUGAUUCACGGCUUGUCCGGAGUGGAUGGAUAUGACACCUGAGCAGGGGCCUGCAGUCUGGCUACGGAUAUCUUCGAACGAACGCAAGGACACACACCUUUCAUCUCAACAAAGAGCAUGCUGUCACAACUUCCUUUGCAUCGCCCCAAGAGUCGUUUCCGGUACUACCUGCGGGGCCGGCUACGGAUAUCCUUGGAAAUGGAGGGGGCAAGUCCUUUUCAUCUGAACGAAGAUCGUGCUGAGCACUUACUUUUCAUCGCCGGAAGCAUUGGCGGUACUCCUUUGCCUGGGGGGCUGGCUAUGGAUCUCCUGGAGAGCAAGGAGGCACGUCCUUUUCAUCUGAACGAAGACCGCGCUGACCACUUGCUUUUCGUCGCCCGAAGUGUUGUCACGGGUACUCCUUCACCUCCUUCGUUGCGAUUGCUUCCCUCUCCCCCUCCCCCCUUCCUCUCUAGUCUUGUGCAUGAAGUACAUCUCUUAAUGUACAAAAUGAUCAAAAGUCUCUAGGUCCGUGUUGACGUUUUUAUCAUUGUGAAUCAAAGUGGAUGUGGCCAUCACAGGAAAAUGACUAUCCCUCGGUUGAAGUCAUAGAUUAGAGGAGUAGAUAACAGUUGUCGUCGAGUUCUUUAGUCUCCAAUGUUGCGCCUUUCGAACUUGCGUCCCUUGCCCCCUCCCCCGCUCCCUCUUCCCCCGUUCUUUUUAUUUUGCGUCCCUUUCUUUUAACUUGUAAGUUUGUUUGGGUCUCUAUGUUGCCCUUUGUUCUCCAGCCAUUUACGUAGGCAGCGCAUGCCGAAGGUUGCUUCUUUAUUCAAUUCAAGAAAUCAAUGAGGGCUCAGGCAGUAGCUGUAGUUCUGUUUCUGUAUGUUGCACUUCAGCUGGCAUGGGCUGCAUUGUGGUCUGCUUUUUUCGGGCUUCGAAGAAGCCAAGCAAAAUCAAUCUUUAAUUUCAUU